CUCAGCUGGGCUUGUUUUUUUCCUUUUUUUUCCCGGCCUGGUCACGACUAGUGAGAAACGAGGAGGCUGCCUCGGUUGCUGAAGGCUAACGGCAUGCCAGGACGAGCUAAAGGCAGCUAACGUUGACGUCCAGCAUACGGGCUGUCGUGGCAGUUGGGUUUGUAACGAACGUUAACCGGUGGGCAGUUUAUACCAUUUUUAAAGAAAGAAAAAAAGAACGAGCUGCGUAGAAACGGCCAGAUGGUGCGUUAGCUAGCUGCUGUUAUGGUUGUAAAGGUGAACGGUUGUCAUUUAAGGUGACCUUCAGUGAUUGGCAGAUGUGUGACACUGCAGAAAACCAUUUGCCUCUCCCAGUGGAGAUCUGAGUUCUGGUACACCGAGGCAGCCAAGGAGGGGGGUCUCUGAGGAAGAUGCUGGGUUCCGCGCGUGGUGUUGUCGACGAAUGGCUCUCAGAAUUCAAGUCCUUACCAGAAAAGAACAUUCCCAGCUACGCUGGCAGCCUUCAUCUGAAGAAGACCCUGGUGACGGCUCUCUACAGAGUCAUCCAGGACCCCAACAGCGAGCUGCUGGAGCCUGUCUGCCACCAACUGUUCGAGUUGUACCGGAGCUCUGAGGACCGCCUUCGCCGCUUCACCCUGCAGUUCCUGCCUGAGCUGGUGUGGGUAUAUCUGCGCGUCACAGCCAGCAGGGAUCGCCAGAGCAACGGGUGCAUUGAAGCCCUCCUGCUGGGCAUCUAUAACCUGGAGAUCGUUGACAAAGAUGGCAACAGCCGGCUCCUCUCCUUCACAAUCCCUUCGCUGUCCAAACCGUCGAUAUAUCACGAGCCUUCUACCCUCGGGUCCAUGGCAUUGACUGAGGGGGCCCUCUGUCAACAUGACCUGAUCCGAGUGGUAUACAGCGGCCUCCACCCGCAGAGAGAGACCUUCACAGCUCAGAACAGGUUCGAAGUGCUGUGUUUCCUCAUGCUCUGCUACAACUCCGCUGUCGUCUACAUGCCGCUGUCUUCCUAUCAGUCGGUCUGCAGGAUGAGCUCACGGCUGUGUGUAUGCGGCUUCCCCCGGCAGCAGCAGAAGCUCUGGAGGGAACCGUGCAACCGCGUGCUGCUGGACCCCGAGUUUAUGGUUCAGAUGCUGACUGGCGUGUACCACGCCAUAUACAAUGGAGAGUGGGAGAUGGGACGGGAAGCUCUGGAGGAUAUUCUGUACAGAGCCCAGCUGGAGCUCUACUCCCAGCCUCUCUUGCUGGGCAACGCCAUGAAGAGCUCGCUGCCGGACAGCGCUCCGGAUGAGCCGUGUGGGCGCAAAGUGCUCCAGGUGGAGGUGACACCCACCAUCAGCCGCAUCUCCAUCUCGGCCAUCACCACUGCCUCCAUACGCCGCCACCGCUGGAAGAGAGAGGAUUGUUUUGACUACUCAACCGCAGCAGAUUCGAGCCUCAUCGUCAAUCCUCAUAGCCUCGCCCAGCACCACCGCCACAGCCACCACCAACACCACCCUCCCCGGGACCCCACAGCCAAAGAGGAUAGAGAAGGGCGGCCUCACAGCUACCACUACAGCAGCAGCAGCAGCAUCAUUCCCCCCAUCACAUUUGAGGACGCCGACGGGAUGAGCGCCGGGGAAGAUUCUUUCAACGUCAACGACCCGGAUGAGGGUUUCUCCUCCGGGGCGUCCAACAGCAGCCAGCCCAGCGGCACCAAGGCAGGCGGCAGCAUGGGGCCGAGGAGCGGCAGCCUGAACAGCAGCAGCAGCAUCAAGAAAGCAAUCACAGCCAGACUGUCUCGGGAGAAGGAGAGAGAGAGAGAGAGAGAAAGGGAGAAGGAUCGGGAGAAAGCGAGGGAGAGGGAGGCAGAGGUGGAAAAACAGGCGGAUUUGUCAGCUGAUCACCAGGCUGCGGUGAGGAGGCACCACCAGAGGCAGCAGUCGCCCCCAGCCAGCAUCACCUUGGAGGCCAUCCACCUGAGCCCCAUAAAGAAGCACCUGAGCUUCCCCGUGGUGCCCGCGUUGGUGCGGACUGACAGCACCGCCUCCAGCAAGUCCUUUGACUGCAUGAAUCUCAACCUGAACGGAGGCGGCAAUGAACGAGACAAGGAGGGGGGGGCUCCAGGUGGGGGCUCCCACCGCCACUCCACCAUCAGCCUGAAGGAGGAGCACCUGAUCAGGCCAGAGGACGGCGAGGACCUCCAGUCUCCUGUAGCUCCUCUCACCAAGCAGUCCCGCUCCCCCAGUUUCAACAUGCAGAUCAUAUCACAGGUCUAACGCGCAGCGCAGGACGCGGCGCACACACACACACACACACAGUCCUGCAGUUUCUCUCUGCAACUUUCAACAGUCCUGUGUUUCGGUCUACUGUAUUGUGUGUGUGUGUGUGUGUGCUCUCUAGAGCUGUGCUCUCCCCCCUUUUAACAUCCAUUGAACGCCGUGACCUGCAGUCGUUGCUGGUGGGUUCAGCGUUACUGAAAAGAGAGAAGUGCUCUCUGCUAUAGACUCCAGUCCAGCAUGUCACUGCAUCCUCCGUCUGACCGAGCGGUGCAUUCCUCACAGAAAGGUUCCUCAGGAGGAGGUCAGACGUUGAGGGGGAACGCGUGAAGAUGCCACGCUAGCUGUGGGGGAUGUGUGCGUGUAAGUUUCAGAAUCAGUCUAAAUGAAUCUGCAAUAACACUUACCGUCAUGUUUGAGAAGAGUGGGGAUUGUUGUUCUUUCUCUUCAUUCCUUCCCCUUUCAUUCCCGGGCUCACGUGCAAUCGAUUCUGCUGAUUAUCUUCUCGGUCAUUUGUUGUUCUUAAUUCUUAGUGGCACAGAUGGUCUUAAGGUAUUAAAACCCAAAGAAGGUAAAAAUUAGUGUAUGUUUACCUCUUUAAGAGAUUUGGCAAAAAUCCGUCGGACCAAAGUGAUUCUGUGUUUUUCUUUUGCCCCUGACCAUUAUUUUAUCUCUCGAAUCAGACUUGGAAGAUUGUUGUGUAACCAAAUUGAAAUUCGUGAUUUAGGAUGUUACUAGCUCAAAGCCUUUAGCUGGACAAAUGUGAAGAAAUCCCCACUGUGCAGCUACAACAGGAAUGAGUUUGUCAUGUGACCGGAGUUAAUAUUUGAAAGUGAAUCUGGAUUCAACAACACAACGUAGAUGUUGCAGGUUUGGUUUUGAAGCCAAAAGGCAGUGACUGUAUUUUAUAUUGUUGCUACGGUUGAAACCAUUCAAUGGGUCCCUCCAUCUUAAAGCACCCGUUGGUGUGUUCUGUCGCACUCGGGCCUUUUGUGAGUGGCGUCGGGUCUGAGCCAGUGACGUACUGCCCUCCGCAGGCUCCUCUCAGUCGCCGCGGCGAUCCUCUUCACGUCCUGCGCUCUGAUUGGACGCUCAUGAAAAUUAUGUUCUACCUCAUUGUGUGUUCACCCUGCCAUUCGGACACCCGUCUCCCCCAAUCAGACGCCGCAGGAUUCAAAGCCUCCCAUUUGGGUUUGAAGCCGGAGUGCGUGAACAGUUUGGGGGUUUAAACUGGUUUCACACUAGAACUGACAGGCUCAAUCGCACCACGCACUAAACCUAGCUGCAAAACGACAACAUCCGACACCCACCUCGGGAUGAACCGGAUUAUUUGAAUUCUCUAGAAAUGUCUGGCUUCUAUUUUUUUUAUGUAAUGAUUUAUGAAGUGCAAUUGUUUUAUGCUCUUAUGCAUGGAGUUUAAAUCUGCUGUUUUAAUGCUUGCAUCUUUGAACAGUGCUCGCUAGCCUUCUGUUCUGCCCACCACCCGCCCUUUCCUCCUGCCCAGUGGUUUGAACAUGGCGCACUUGCCUGCAUGUUUAGUCCUCUGCAAAGCACAGCUGUUUCAGAUGUGCGAAGCUAACAGCGAGCCAAGCCCAAGUCUCAUCCUCGACUUUGCCAGAUGUGCCAAUACACAUCCUCUCCUAAGUUGUUUAGCUUAGGUGUCUUAAGUCAAAAUGCCUAUUUUCUUUUUCUUUCUGUUUGCGCGUCUUAUUUCAAAGUUAUGGGACAAAAUAAGCAAAAGGGAUGUUUGGACGUACGGCUUGACGUGCUCUUAGAUGCAGCUUCAUCCUUAUUUGCCAUAAAUUCUGUGUGUGUGUGUGUGAGAGACACUUACUAUUUGCCGUAGAAGCAGUAUAUUAUGCGUCCGUGCACUGUAGAUGUCGUAUUGCAUUUCCCAAUGUCUUGCUGGUGUAAAAACCAAGAGUGACUGAUUUAAUGUAUAUAAAAGUCCCACACAGUCGCGCUCCUGCUGUGCUGCAAACCUUCACAGCUGCUGCUCCUGAAUAAGUUCUGUGUGCGCUUCAGCCUUAAACAUUUCAGCCUGAAAAAAUGCCUCCGGCACUUUUGGACUUGCAUGUUCCUCCUCCUCCUUGCUGGACUGGACUGUGGAGGAAGAAGACCGGAGAGCAGCUCACACUCACCUGGCCUCUGCGCUGUUGUCCCCAUGCUGCGUCGCUCACAACCGGCCCUGAUCCCAUUUCCUGUAUUUUGUGGCAGUGCAGUUUUCUUUUCUUUAAGCGGGUGAUGUGUUUGUGUCAUAAAUGUAAGCGCUGCGGACCAAGGUUACCAGCAUCCAUGUCCGCACUCUGCGUGGUUAAUUAUUCCCCGGUGUCUGGUGUCAUUUGCAUGUGAUCAGGGCGGGAAAUAAACACCAGCCGGUAAGUGUUGACACAACUGUGUCUGCUGUUCGUGUGAGUAGACCGAUGGUCCAGAACUCUACAUAAGGUCCAUUUCAUUUCAAAAGGUCUCAAUUAGGCAGUAAAAUGUUGUACUGCCGCCGGUGGACAAAGUUAAUUUCCUGUCCUGCAUGUGAUAACUGUGGGCUUUGAUUUAUGCACUUUAAUCCAUCCACCUCUCUCCUCAAGAUACUUAUUGAAAUAUAAUAUAUAUAUAUAUAUAUAUAUAUAUAUAUAUAUAUAUAUAUAUUAUACGUGUAUUUGUGUGCAAAUGAGUAUACUCAAUGCAGGGUUUAAGUCUCUUUUAAAGUAGUUCUUCUAUGUGAUGUCAAAUUCAACAUAAUGCUAUUUUUGUUAAAGAGUCUAUGGGUACAGCUAUUCAAUCUUUUUUUUUUUUUUUUUUCAAAACCAAAAAUAAUUAUGCGAGGGGGGGUCUGGAAAGAGUUUAUCGAAGAGACUCACGUUAAAUGGCAACACCAAAAUUUCUGUUCUUGAAGUCAGAAUUGAUUCUAUGCAACAUGUUUUCCCCUUUUUAAAAAAAAUCAUUUUUGGUGUUCCCAACUUCUAUUGAUCCGGGACGGGCGAGAUGCAUUAAGCAGUUUUUUUUUUUUUAGUUUUUUUUUAGUCCCAUCGUACGGGGACGCUGCAGAGCGAAGGAACUCUCAUGUGGGUGAAAUAAAAAAAGGAUCGAUCAUUUGCGAUCUGACUGCCCUCGCAGAGAGGAAGCCACAUCGUGAUGUUUGGUGCAUGUGGAGCUCCUCCUGUCAGUUUGCUGCUCUGUAGUUUAAAGACCUUAGUUGGUGUAUGAAAUACAGAUUAUCGAUGAUAAAUCCUAUUUGGUCACUUCGAGGGAAGCCGCUGGACGAUGUGAUAACACUGUACUAUUGAAGAUGUAUAAAUGGAGAGACUUAUUUUAAAUCUUGUAAAUAAAAAAAAUGUACAAAAGUGAAAGCAAGAUACAUAUAAAAACUGCAGAUCAGUCUAAGAUAGAGAAAUUAAUCUGUAUAUUGUUGAAUAAAUAUCGUGCCGUAAGGGA
This is a messenger RNA of Gasterosteus aculeatus aculeatus (three-spined stickleback), 5687 nucleotides long. Lineage: Eukaryota; Metazoa; Chordata; Actinopteri; Perciformes; Gasterosteidae. The record is from RefSeq and is a predicted model, not a curated record.